Phaethon lepturus (White-tailed tropicbird) is the source of this 1572-nucleotide messenger RNA. RefSeq names its product membrane-bound transcription factor peptidase, site 2 (gene MBTPS2). The transcript is spliced from 11 exons. Gene Ontology annotation, molecular function: protein binding; metalloendopeptidase activity. Bases 1 to 1572 code for a protein of 523 amino acids. The record is from RefSeq and is a predicted model, not a curated record. NCBI's taxonomy places the organism in Eukaryota, Metazoa, Chordata, Aves, Phaethontiformes, Phaethontidae. Gene Ontology annotation, cellular component: cytoplasm; membrane. Gene Ontology annotation, biological process: regulation of response to endoplasmic reticulum stress; membrane protein intracellular domain proteolysis.
AUGUCCUCAGUAGGUGCUGCUGCUCACAGGGAAACUCGGGAACAAUGCUCCAGGUCAGACAGCUCCAAAGACUUGUCUGGAUUAUGUCAGAGAGACUCCUGCCUUGGGAACUGCCCGAAGUCAGAAGGCUUAAAGCUCUGGUGUGCUUCUCCUGAGCUCCGAUCAUCCAACUCUCUGAAGGCAUCUUACGAAGACUGGCUGCUGACGUACGGCUUGAGCAUCUCUCCUUUUCACAUGCGAUGGCAAACAGCUCUCUUCAACCGCCAGUUCUACAACUGGGGAAGAUGGAAACCCAGAUUUCUGUAUUUAUGGUUCAGCAUAGGAAUGGUGUUUGGUAUAGUUGCCAUGUUUGGCUCUGUUAUUCUUCUUGGGAAGACACUAAUGCAAACACUGACACAGAUGCUCACAGAGGCACCGAAAGCCCAGAAUGAUCAUAUGCUACAAGUUGUGGUGCCUGGUGUAAAUUUGCCUGUCAGCCAGCUGACCUAUUUCUUCUCUGCAAUCCUCAUCAGUGGUGUGAUACAUGAAGUCGGCCACGGGGUGGCAGCUAUUCGAGAACAAGUACGGUUUAAUGGAUUUGGAAUUUUUAUCUUCAUUGUCUAUCCUGGAGCAUUUGUUGACCUCUUCACAACCCACUUGCAACUGAUAUCUCCGAUCCAGCAAUUAAGGAUAUUUUGUGCAGGAGUGUGGCAUAAUUUUGUUCUUGGUGUUGCAAGUUUCAUUGUUUUGUUUCUGCUGCCAGCCAUUCUUUUCCCUUUCUAUUACACGGGCGUUGGGGCACUUGUCACUGAGGUUGCAGAGGAUUCUCCUGCCAAUGGCCCGAGAGGUCUUUUUGUGGGAGACCUUGUCACUAACCUACAAGACUGCCCAGUUUAUAGUGUGGAAGACUGGAAUUCCUGUCUGGGAGACAUUUCAGAAAAGUCACAGGUCGGCUACUGUGUAAGUGCAGCCACCCUACAGCAAUUAAGCUUUCCAGCUAGAGUCUAUAGAAGACUCGAUGGCACAGUUGAAUGUUGUAGUAACAACAGCCUCACAGACAUUUGCUUUUCAUAUAGCAAUAACUUGGACAGCCACCUGUAUGCCUGUCUGCCAGCACGAAAAGUUAUUGAGGCCAGCAAAGUUUGUCGAAAUAACAUGGACUGCCAGAAGGACUUUGUUCCAAGCUUUUGUGUGACUCCUUCUUUAGAGAACCAAACACGGCUAAUCAGGGUAAAACAUCCACCCCAUAUUGACAUGCUGUACGUAGGACACCCCAUGCAUCUUCAGUACACAGUAAGUCUCAGCAGUUUUGUACCACGACAAAACUUUCUAAGCAUCGAUCUGCCUGUGGUAAUAGAGACAUUUUGCAAGUACCUAAUCUCACUGUCAGGAGCACUGGCAGUUAUCAACGCUGUACCGUGCUUCGCUUUGGAUGGUCAGUGGAUAUUAAAUUCAUUCCUGGAAGCUACUCUGAGCUCCUUGAUUGUAGAAAAACAAAACAGAGAGCUUGUUGGCUUUUUAGUUUUGCUUGCUGGUAGUGCACUUUUGGCUGCUAAUGUUGCACUGGGACUUUGGAUGGUGACAGCACGAUAG